This is a messenger RNA of Scleropages formosus (Asian bonytongue), 971 nucleotides long. It is a transcript of the gene glrx5, whose product is annotated as glutaredoxin 5 homolog (S. cerevisiae). Gene Ontology annotation, cellular component: mitochondrial matrix. Bases 105 to 587 code for a protein of 160 amino acids. The transcript has 2 exons. NCBI's taxonomy places the organism in Eukaryota, Metazoa, Chordata, Actinopteri, Osteoglossiformes, Osteoglossidae. The record is from RefSeq and is a predicted model, not a curated record.
CUUUCCUUGCAGCACGGGUCAGAUUAAAGAGUGUACUGUGGAACGGAGUCGUAUGUGAGAAACAGUAGGUGUAAAAGUCGAGUGGUUAAACGUUAAAGGGCGAGAUGAACACUCUGUUUCGGUCAACUCUUCAGUGUUUGCAGGCGGGCGCCGUGGUCUGUCGACCGAAGGUAAUAGGCGGAUAUGUGCCGUUCGCGGCUUCGGCCCGAGUCCGACAGCUGUGCGCCGUGUCUGGCGAGAAGAACCUCGCCGAAAUAGUGAAAAAGAACAAAGUGGUCGUGUUCAUGAAGGGGACGCCGGCGCAGCCUAUGUGCGGUUUCAGCAACGCCGUGGUUCAGAUCCUUCGAAUGCACGGCGUCGACAACUACGCUUCAUAUAACGUGUUGGAGGACCAGGAGCUGAGGCAAGGGGUGAAGGCUUUCUCAAACUGGCCAACAAUCCCUCAGGUGUUCUUCAACGGCGAGUUUGUUGGCGGCUGCGAUAUCCUCCUUCAGAUGCACCAGAAUGGAGACCUGGUGGAAGAGCUUCAGAAACUAGGAAUCCGUUCCGCUCUUUUAGAUGCAGAGAUGGAUGAGAAGUCCAAGUAGAUGGGGAGUGAUAGGGCAGUUUUGACUGACAGGCUGUAGCUGUGUCCUGCUUUUAUUGAUUCCAAAAACAAGUUUGUGUCCAUAACAGCCCUGCGUGGCAAAACCUGCAGACCUUCGAACUACAGAUACUACUACAGGGAAAGGUGUAACCCUUUCUCCCACCCUGCUUUAGGUUUGGUCAUAAAUGCUGGGUUUAGUCCUUUGUGUAUAGAAAAUAUUCUACUGUCAAAGUAUGUGAUCAAAUGUAUUUCAAAAGCAUAUUCAGUCUUUAUAUAAAUAAAAUUUCGAUACACAAAUGCACAUUUUGAUAUAUUUAAGUUUUGUGGUAUAAUAGAAAAUAAGAUUUUAUAAAAUGAAAGUGACAGUAAAAUGUGUCCAAGAUGA